AUGGCUGAAGAUUAAGAUAUAUGGGAAUGUUUGUUUGAUUAUUUAAAUGAAUCAUAAGACAAAGUAAAAAAUGUAGAUUCUGAAAUAAUUUCAUAUUCUAAAGGAAUACCUGAUUUAGCCAUUGAUCCAUUAUCUAUUGGAGAAUAAUUUCCUAGAGUAGAGAUUGCAACAAGAAUGCUUGAUGGAAUGUAUAUAGUUGAUAAUAUAAAUUAGAAUUCCAUCAUCUUAUAAAAUGUAAUCUUAGAAAAUGGUAAAAUUUCAAGAAUUUAGAGAUGAAUUAAUAGAUGAGAUUGAUGAAUUUUAUUAAGAAGAUUAACUUGAAGACAUAAGACAAAUAUAUCUCUAAUCUAAUUUAAAAUAAAAGGAUUAUGAAUUCACUAAUAUUUUACCAUUUAUGUAAGAUGAAUUAGCAUUAAAUCCAGGUAUUGAAACAGUAUUAUAUACAAAUCAUGAUAUGUUUAGUGGUGAAAUAGAAAGUGUAAGUUCUGCUUAUCUUCACACUGAUUUAAAAUCAUUUAGUACUACAAAUGUAAUCAAUAGAGGUUAAUUAAUAAAAGAUAAAAGAGGUCCAGAAAAAGUAGAACUUGGUGAUAAAUUACUUUCAUUAGAGAAAUUAGAAUAAUAGAUUAAAGUUUAAGCAGAUACUAUUUUCACUUAAAGUGAAUAAAUAAGAUAAGAAAGAGAUAUUAGAAAAUACGAAAGAAUAGCUGAAUAUUAAUAAAGAAUUGAAUAUAUAGAUGAUAAAUUUAUUAAAGAUUAGAUUCAAUCAAUAUUACACACUUUCCAUAGUUAAAGUGAUCCUAAAUUUAAUACAAUUUGGUCUCUCUUUAUUGAUGAAUAAAAAGAGGAAUUAUAACCUAUCUUAUAAUAAAAACCUAAAUAAAUUGAAACCUUAGAUGAUUUAGAAUUCUAAGAAAAUGCUAUUGUUUCAGAAUCUGAUAUUUAAAUGCUUUCUACAUUAACUGAACUUUAAAGAUAAGCAAGAGAAACUGCUAAAAUUAAUAAUAUAGCUAAUGAUGCAGAUGAUGAAGAAAUCAAAGAAGAAUAGAAUGCUAUUGUAAAAGCAUAACAAAUUGUAGAUUUUAAUUAGAUUGAUAAUGAACCUACUUUUAUAGAUUAAAUGUAUUAUGCUGAAAAGGCAGAACCAGAAAUAUAAGAAUAGGAUCCUGAAAUUAAAAAAUAGAUUUAAGAUGCUUUAUAAGUGAAAUCAAAAUUUAGAAUUAUUAAAGUUUAAGAUAUUAUUAAUAAUUCUAAUAAAUUAAUUGAAGAUAGAGAUUAUAAAUUUGCUGUUGAAGAUGAAACAGAUAUGUCUAAUUUUUAUGAUCAAUUACCUAAAGCUAAAAUGGCAAAAUAAUUUCCAUUUGAAUUAGAUGAUUUUUAAAAAAGAUCAAUAUUACAUCUUGAAAAAAAAGAAUCAGUAUUUGUUUGUGCUCAUACAUCUGCAGGUAAAACUGUAAUUGCUGAAUAUGCUAUUGCAUUAGCAUUUAAACAUAAUAGAAGAGCAUUAUAUACAUCACCUAUUAAGGCUUUAAGUAAUUAGAAAUUUAGAGAAUUUGAUCAAAAAUUUGGUAAUACUGGAGUAGUUACAGGUGAUGUUUCAAUUAAUCCUGGAGUAUAAUAUUUAUAUAAUAUUAGGCACCUUGUUUGAUUUUAACAACAGAAAUAUUAAGAAAUAUGUUAUAUAGAGGAGCAGAAUUAAUUCGUGAUAUAGAGUGGGUCAUUUUUGAUGAAGUACAUUAUGUUAAUGAUUAAGAAAGAGGGAUGGUAUGGGAAGAAACAAUUAUUAUGUUACCUUAACAUAUAGGAAUUAUAAUGUUAUCUGCUACUGUUCCAAAUUAUAUGGAUUUUGCUAAUUGGGUAGGUAGAACUAGAAAAUAAAAGGUUUAUGUUAUGAAAACAUUUACUAGACCUGUUCCUUUAGAACAUCAUAUAUUUCUAUUUGAUAAAUUCCAUUCAAUUAAAGAAAGAGAUGGAGACUUUUUAGCUUAAGAAUAUAAUAGUUUAAAAGUAAUUUAUAGAUAUAAUAUAUUUAUAGAAAAAAAUAAAAGAAAUUGAAGAUGAAAAAAAAGGAUUAAAAGAAAGAAUUAAGAAAAAUAUGGAUGAAAAAAAAGAAGAUGAACUUUAUAAAAAUACUAAUAAAUCUAUGAGAUAAAAAUUAACUCAAAAAUAGAUUAAAUCUAAAUUUAUAUAAAAUAUAUCAGCUGCAAAUAUGAAAUAAAAAGAUGAAAAAAGAGCUAUGACAUAAUUAAUUAGAUUAUGUGAAAAAAAAGAUUUAUUACCUUGUGUUAUUUUUGUAUUUUCAAGAAAAAAAAUAAAUGAAUUAGCUGAUUCUAUUACUAAAUAAAAUAGUUUAAAAUUAAUUGAUCAUAAAACUGAAGCACGAAUUAUUGGAUUUUUUGAUUAAGCUUUACUUAAAUUAAAAUCAUAAGAUAGAUAAUCACCAUAAUUAAUUAGAUUAAGAGAAUUAUUAAGAUUUGGAAUAGCAAUACAUCAUGGACAUCUAUUACCUAUUGCUAAAGAAAUAGUUGAAAUUCUAUUUUCAGAAGGACUUAUUAAAGUAUUAUUUGCUACUGAAACAUUUGCUAUGGGAAUUAAUAUGCCUACAAAAACUGUUAUUUUUCAUUCAGUUGAAAAGUUUGAUGGAUCAAAUACUAAAAGAAUGUUACAUUCAAGUGAAUACACUUAAAUGAGUGGUAGAGCUGGAAGAAGAGGAAUUGAUGAAAAAGGAAAUGUUAUUAUAUAUAUUAAAGAUGCAUAAUGUUUACCUGAUGAAUUAAGAAUGAAGUAAAUGGUUGAUUCUAAAGGAUUAUAAUUAGAUAGUAAAUUUAAAAUAACUUAUAGCAUUAUAUUAAAUUUAUUAACUAGUAAAGAUAUUGAUGCAACAGAAAUGAUGAAAAGAUCAUUUCAUGAAAAUUAUAGAUUUGUAUAAUUACCAAAAUAGAUGUUAAGUUUAGAAAGAUUAAAAAAAGAAUAUAUAAAUACAUCUUUAAUAUAAUGUCCUUAUCAAAAAGGAUUAAGAUCAGGAGUAUCUAAAUCAUUAAUUGAAGAAUAUGUUGAAAUCUAAAAGAAUUAUAGAUUUUCAUAGAUUGCAUUUAUUUAAUAAGCAAUUACUUAAAGUAAAACUAAUAUCACUUUCCCCAGAUUUGUAUUAUUUUCUGAUCAUUUUGGUGAAAUAAGUUUAGGAGUUGCACUUUCCCAAGAUUAUUUAAAUGAUGAUAUUUAUGAUUAAAAUUAUGUACUCAGACCAUCAGAAAUAAGUAUUAUUAUAUUAAUUAAUUAAUAGCAUAAUUAAAUUUUAGUAUAUUAACAAUACAUUCUGGAAAUGAAGAUGAAAAACAAUAAAGAAGAUUUAAGAAAAUUUAUUUAUAAUAUUAAACUUCAUUUCUAGAAAAAAAGAGAGAAAAAUAAAGAAAUAAUUAACUUAAAUCUAAUAGAGAAUUUUAUUAUAUUAUUAAUAAUGUUACAGAAGAAAGUAUUAUAGACUUUUUAGAUGAUUAAAUAAAAGCAUCUAAUAAAACAAACUUUUUAAAUAUUGAAGUUUAUUAUGAAGAUUAUGCUACAUAAUUAUUAGAAAAAUAAUAAUAAUUUUAAGAUAUGAAGUAAAUGUUAUAAUAUAUAUAUGCACCUUAAUAAUAAAAUAAUAAUAAAAAAAGAUAAGCUGUUCUUACUAAAUUUAAAUAUAAAUUUAAAUCUAAUAAACAAUAAAAUGAUGAAGAAAAUAUAGAAUAAUUCAAAUUUAGAGAAGAAUAAUUAAAUGAAUUGAUUAAUUAAUAAUGUCAAUUUUGUGAUUUAAAAGAUAAACAUUUAUAAUAAUUAUAAUUAAAAGAGAAAUUAAAGAAUGAUAUGCUUGAUAUCAAAAAAAAGAUUUAAGGCAAUGAUACAUAGAGUUAAAGUGAUUUCAAUAAUAAAUUAAAUGCAUUAAAAUUAUUAGGUUAUGUAGAUUAAGCAGGAUUACCAUUAAUUAAAGCUAGAAUUGCUAGAGAAUUAAUGGAUUAGAGUUCCAUUUAUAUAUGUGAAGUACUUGUAGAUAAUAUAAUGGAAACUCUAAAACCUAGUGAAAUAGCUGCUUUGAUGUCAGCUUUUGUAUGUUAAGAUAGAAGAAAAUUUGAUGAAGAAUUUGAUGAAAGUAAUAUUGAAGUUAUGCUUCAUAAAAAAUUUGAUGAGAUUUCUCUUGAAUUAAGUGGAGCCAUUAUAGCUACUUAUGUUUUGAUCAAAAAGACUAUUGAAGAAGAAAGUAAAUUAUUAAUUUAAAUAUUUAUAGUGAAAAUGGAUGCAGUAGAUUCUAAAGACUCAUAAGAACAUAUUAAAACUGUUCUUAAUUUUAAUUUAACUUAAGUGUAAUUGUCAAUCAUUUAUUAUUAGUAUUUAUUUAUGGGCUUAAGGUUAAUCAUUUGUAGAUGUUUGCUUAUAAACUGAUAUAGAAGAGGGUUCUAUUGUUAGAACUAUUUAGAGAUUGGAAAACAUGCUUAGAGGUGUAACUAAUGCAUUUAGAGUUAUGGGAAAUUUGAAAAUGGUUGAUAAGGUUGAAAAAGCUUGUUUAUUAAUUAAAAAAGAUAUAGUCUUUGCUGAAAGUCUUUAUUUUGACUCAAAUGCUAAAAUUAAAGAGAAAAAUUGAA
Paramecium pentaurelia is the source of this 4616-nucleotide messenger RNA. The record is from the annotation of a GenBank genome assembly. Lineage: Eukaryota; Ciliophora; Oligohymenophorea; Peniculida; Parameciidae.